CUCUUUGUAGUGACCAAUGUGACUGGCUCCGCCCAAAACGAGAAGCAAUACGGUCGGUGAGCUGCGAGUCGUAGCGCUAUCAAAUUAUGUAGAUCCAACGCACGUUUUGAAAUCUGUGUGAAGUGUUAUGAGUUUUACUAUUGCAUUCCUGCGUUGUUAGCGUUAAGGAUACUGGCGUGCUAGUGAAGAGGAAGUUGGCGUUGGCGGGAUAGCAGUAUACCUGAGAUUGUGAGCUUAUGUUCAGAAGGUAGGCAUAAAAAGGUUAUAAGGGCACGCAAUAUUAAAGGGAUUGCGCUGUUGAUGACGUAUAUUUGUCACAAUGAAGACAUUUAUGUAUAUAUGCAUAAAUAAAGCAUAUUAUAGUAAGCUUUAUCACUGAGUAAUAUUGUAAAAAUAACAGAGUCAGGAGCCUGGACCUGGGCAGUAAAGAUUGUAAUGCCGUACUGCAUGCGAGCUAUUUGGUAAGAAGCGCAAGUACUCAGCCUGCUGCCAUGGUCCGAAAGUGCAGAGGGGGGGGGGUCACAAAGACAGCUUCUCUUUAAAAGUUUACUGCGCCACCAAGUGGCGAGAAACUUACCAAUAUGAAAAAAAACUUUACCUUCGUGACUCGAACGUCCGCAGCACGGGACAAUGCUGAGAUAUUGCGUUUGGUUAGAAGCACACAAAAAGCUUGUUUGUGCCAAGAAAGUUCAGGAGGCUACUUGACUUCCGGGCCCACCAUCCUAGCACGAGUGAUAUCAUGAAUGUGAACGGACCGAUGACAAUCAGUGUCGCCUCGUCCAACGCAGUUUGGCACAAGCGUGUAGAAGAAUCAUUUGCGCCUGCGCCAUUCGACACUGCUGUGCUGGAGACGACGUACAGAGCGCAAUGUGGAUCACCAGUGCCUUUUCCGCGUUCAUCGUCACUUCACUUCAGUUUGCCGUCGAGCAGUCAGCAACUGCAGCACAGGGGCAUACUGGAACCGGGAAAACGUGUGAACAUACUGACGUGGCAAACUGCCUUGUACGUGGCAUAGGAGACUUUGUCGAGAAAUUGCAGUCACCAUCGUCGAAGCUGAAGCAGUUCCACGUCUCAUAUGACGACAUGUGCACGCCCCAGCACCUGUCAGCAUGCAGGCGUCAGCACAACACGCAAAGCUGCACAGACGAGGCGGAACGUGCGCUAGCCCAUUUAGAGGCGGGCGUGUCAUCUGCUUUGGGAGUGUUGUGCGCGAACAACGGGAGCCUCUUACACAACAUUGUGGAGGGACUGUCGUGCUGGGAGGGAAACAGCUUCUUCGAGUGCAUCAGGAAGAAGAACGUGGCCUCCUCGAGCGAAGGCUUCUUCGAGGGGCGCCUUGACAUAUGCAGGCGAGGCAGUUCUUUCAUGUCCAACGAUCGCAGCCUUUUGACGGACGUCUUUCGACAGUGCGCAUUGAAUGACGUCAGCCGCCAGCAGAGGUGUGCAGAGAAGCCAGAUAUUAGGGGCAUUCGCCAGCUUGAAGAUAUCGUUGCUGACGAUGUCCUGUGUGCCGGUGGCGGGCGCCCGAGAUGCGACACUCUGCUCUCUGUCACAAUCGGCCUGCUGGCCUUUCUUGUGCCAAAUAAAUGCCAGUGAAAACUGCUUCUUUCACUUCGA
This is a messenger RNA of Dermacentor albipictus, 1617 nucleotides long. RefSeq lists its product as uncharacterized. The record is from RefSeq and is a predicted model, not a curated record. NCBI's taxonomy places the organism in Eukaryota, Metazoa, Arthropoda, Arachnida, Ixodida, Ixodidae.